AUGAUUGGUAUACCAAUAAAUCCUAAUUCAAUAUAUGUACCUGUUGUUCAAACUGGAUGUUUGAAAGCAGAAUUUGAUUCAACAUAUCCAAUUCAUCUUAAUGGAAUAAUUAAUGAAAAUGAAUUUCAAGAAUCAAUUCAUAAAAUUAAUCGUACAAUUGCUUCAAGUAAAAUUUUAUUAAUCGUAGGCGUUAUUCUUAUAUUGACUAUGAUAAUUGGUAUGAUAUUAUUUGUUGUUGGUGCAAUAACAGCAACUACGAAUAUAGAACAUGGGUUUCCUGCAUUAGUUGGUGUUGGAAUGAGUAUAAUUAUGUUUGGAAUGGUUUUUUGUAUUAUUGCAUGUUGUACUCUACAACUUCGACUUGCAGAAAGAAUGCGACGAGUAAUUGCAGAAGAAUCAAGAAAAUAUUCUUCUCGAUCACCAAUACCAUGUAGUUGGAGGUUAGAUUCUUCAACGAGUUAUACUGAAUAUUAUGGAAACCAAUAUAGACAUCAAGUAGUUUAUCAUUUAGUAAUAGAUAUUGGCCGUUCCAGUGCUCCUGGAAGCGUAGCAUAUUAUCCUAAUCAAACUGCUUCGGAUCAAAUAAUAGGUUUUAGUGGACAAAGUAAUUAUGCACCUCCACCUUAUCCUGGACAAUCAGCAGGAUUUUGUUCUCAAUGUAAUGCACCACGACAAGGUCUCACAAAUCAAUUCAGUUCAUCAUGUGGACAUUCAUUUAAUAAAUAUUAA
This is a messenger RNA of Adineta steineri, 729 nucleotides long. The record is from the annotation of a GenBank genome assembly. Lineage: Eukaryota; Metazoa; Rotifera; Eurotatoria; Adinetida; Adinetidae.